AUUUCAAUAUGGAGCCUGGGGCAUGUCAGGGAAAGCUUGCGAAUUGUAGGGAUCCGGGGCAAUGGGCAAGCAGGAAUACCAAACACAUUUUUCUGGUUUCAGUUUUACGGUAUAGUUUAGAGUACAGCGUUAUAUUUGCGUAACAGUUCAGUAAUAGUAGGAUAAUUAUUUUUGUUGCAAAGGGAAAUCAGAAAGUGUGAAAUAACUUUUCUUGUUCAAUGCGUGCUAUUUGUCAAAUGUUUGGUAUUUGUUUUAAUGCGUUUUUCAAACGUUAAAUCAAACACAAAGAAUAUAAUAUAACUGAAACCCUAUGUUUAGUUAAUGAUCAAUACAAAUAUAAAGAAGAAACUCGGUGUUAAGAAAGUUUGCAUCAGUUUAAAUCGUGAUCAGGUUGACUGGUUUGGGAUGUCUGCAGCUGUCUCCUUGUGGAAUAAGAGAUUGGGAUAGAAUAGAUGAGUCCCUCUCUUGGAAAACAAAGAAGGAUGUCGAGACGCCCUGCCUGCCUAAUCUUCCGCACCGAGAAAUCAACAUCCAUGCACACAAUGCAAGAAAAGCCUACUGUUUGUAGGACACAAAUUUAGCAGAAUGAACGAAACAUAAGCUUUUAUUAUUGCAAAAGACACUGAUUUAUAAUUGAACAUACACGUAGCAGCAGGUCGACAGCGAUUAACCAUCGCAUUGGAAUUGUCGGUGCAUUUUUAUUCUUGCAGCUUGUCUGCAAUUUGGCCUUUUUUAAAAUAUUUGUUUGCCAGAAAAAAUGAAGAGGACAGGGGUGGAUUUAUUGCAGUUUCUUGUAUUUUUGCUGAUUGGAAGUGGUUGUCUGGGAUUACCAUCUGUUUGUAAACCCAAUAAUGAACGAAAAUAUAAUGGAAAACUACCCUCCUCCCCAGAAGCACUGGAUAGAAAGGUGGUCUGCAGUAAUAUGGAACUUGACCAGGUCGUACCUCCAGGUACAUUGCCGAAUUGGAUUGUGACUCUGAUUCUGAGCAACAAUAAAAUACAAGAACUGAAGAAGGGCUCCUUUAUUGGCCUCUCUGUCCUUGAAAGAUUAGACCUCAAAAACAACCUUAUAAGCAACAUUGAGCCUGGGGCUUUUCUGGGGAUGUCUGCACUAAAGAGACUGGAUUUGUCUAAUAACAAAAUUGGUUGUCUUAAUGCGGACAUGUUUAAAGGUCUCCAGAGUCUUCUCCGACUAAACCUUUCAGGGAAUAAGUUUUCUUCUUUGUCACAAGGUGCUUUUGACAGUCUUGGCUCACUCAAGGCUCUAGAGUUCCAGACACCGUUUCUGCUCUGUGACUGCAAUCUGGUUUGGCUGAUUCGAUGGCUGAAGGAGAGAAGUAUAUGUGUGCGUGAAAGCAGGUGUUCCUAUCCGAGGUCUUUGCAGAGCCAGCUUGUGACUGACGUCAAACCAGAGCUAUUGACAUGUGAUGCUCCCCUUGAGAUACCUUCUUUCCAGAUGACGCCAUCUCAUCGACAGAUAGUGUUUGAGGGUGACAGCCUCCCAUUCCAAUGCAAGGUUUCCUAUAUCGAUCAGGAUAUGCAGGUGCUGUGGUAUCAAGAUGGCAAAAUGGUGGAACCAAAUGUGACCCAGGGCAUUUUCAUCAAAAAGAGCAUGGUUCAGAACUGCUCCUUGAUUGAAAGCGAACUGACCAUUUCCAAUAUCCAGAGUGGCUCGACUGGGAACUGGGAGUGCCGGGUGCGGACAAGUCGUGGGAACAAUACAAGAACAGUUCACAUCGUGGUGUUGGAGAGCUCAGCUCAGUAUUGUCCCCCGGAGAAGGUGGUCAACAACAAGGGGAAUUUUAGGUGGCCGAGGACUUUUUCAGGCAUCACUGCGUACCACCUUUGUGCCCGCUACUCUGCAGGCAGUGGGAUUUUUCCUGGUGGGUAUCCUGAUGAGAGAAGGGCCUGGCGCCGAUGUGACCGUGGUGGAUUUUGGGCAGAAGAAGACUACUCCCGGUGUCAGUAUGAAAAUGAUGUCACCCAUGUGCUGUACAUAAUUAACCAGAUGCCUAUAAACCUCACAAAUGCUGUCACAACAGCACGGCAGCUACUGGCUUAUACUGUGGAAGCAGCAAACUUCUCUGACAAGAUGGAUGUCAUCUUUGUGGCUGAUUUGAUUGAAAAGUUUGGAAGAUUUGCAGAGAAGUACAAAGAGCUUGGAGACGUUAUGGUAGACAUUGCUAGUAACAUCAUGCUGGCAGAUGAGCGGGUGCUGUGGAUGGCUCAGAGGGAAGCUAAGGCCUGCACUAGGAUAGUGGAGUGCUUGCAGAGGAUCGCCAGAUAUAGACUGGCAAGCGGGGUUCAGGUUUAUUCCACGUAUUCUUCAAACAUUGCCCUGGAAGCGCAUGUGAUCAAGUCUAGCAGUUUCACUGGGAUGACCUGCACUGUGUUCCAGAAAGUUACUGUUGGAGACCGGAUAGGUCUGGGGGAAUUUGGAAGAAGAGAUCCAGAUAUUAACUUUGACAAACAGCUCAGCUUUAAAUGCAAUGUCACCAGCACACUAUCCAGCCUGGCGCUCAAGAAUACAAUUGUGGAAGCCUCUGUACAGCUGCCCUCAACUCUGUUCUCCCAACAAGAUGAUUCGGGUCAGGCAGAGGAUGCCAUUUACAAACUGCAGCUCAUUGCCUUUAGGAAUGGUAAACUCUUUCCAGCUACAGGGAAUUCAACAGCACUGGCUGACCAUGGCAAGAGGAGAACCGUGGCAACCCCUGUCAUCCUGACAAAGAUAGAUGGUCAUGAUUUGAAAAACCUGUUCAAUCCUAUCAAUGUGACCCUGCGGCACAUUGCACAUGGAAUGGACGCUGUGGCAGCAAACUGGAAUUUCAGCCUUCUCAAUGGACAGGGAGGCUGGGAAUCUGAUGGCUGCCAUAUUCUCUACUCUGAUGACAAUGUCACCACUAUCCAGUGCAAUUCCCUCUGUAAUUAUGCAGUACUAAUGGAUUUGAAAGGAGUCGAGUAUUUCACCCAGUCUGCUGAUCUUCUCCACCCAGUCAUCUAUGCUACUACUGUCAUACUGCUUCUGUGCCUCCUGAUUAUAAUUGUCAGCUACCUGCAUCAUCACAGUUUGAUCCGGAUAAGCAGUAAGAGCUGGCACAUGCUUGUCAAUCUGUGUUUUCAUAUUUUCCUGACGUGUGUGAUGUUUGUCGGAGGUGUCAAUCAGUCCAGGAACAUAAGCGUUUGCCAAGCUGUUGGUAUUAUUCUGCACUACUCCACCCUGGCUACUCUCCUGUGGGUGGGGGUGACUGCACGGAAUAUCUACAAGCAGGUGACGAGAAAGGCCAAGCAGUGUGAAGAUCUGGAAGAGCCACCUCCCCCUCCACGACCCAUGCUUAGAUUUUACCUGAUUGGAGGGGGCAUCCCUGUUAUUGUCUGUGGAAUCACAGCAGCAGCCAAUAUAAAAAAUUAUGGGAGCCAAGUAAAUGCAUCAUUCUGUUGGAUGGCAUGGGAGCCCAGUCUAGGAGCAUUUUAUGGACCCGCAGGCUUCAUCAUCUUCAUAAACUGCAUGUACUUCCUCCGCAUCUUCAUCCAUUUAAAGAGACACCCAGAACGAAAGUAUGAGUUGAAGGAGUCGGCUGAGGCACAGCGGGGGCUGGCGACAAAUGAGAAUGGGGAGACCAACCUCACUGAUUCCAUGUCGAUGUCCCAAGGCAACUACUCUGUUGUUUCUGUCUCUGCACUAGAGAACGAGCACACGUUUCAAGCCCAGCUCUUUGGGGCCAGCUUGACCCUUCCUUUGUUUAUUGCCUUAUGGUUUUUCGGAGCUCUGUCGGUCUCAAUGGAUUAUCCCAUGGAUCUAGUCUUCAGUUGCCUUUUUGGGCUUGUAGCGCUGGGUCUCGGUGCCUUUUUAGUGGUUCAUCAUUGCGUUAACAGAGAAGAUGUCCGGCGUUACUGGAUAGCUGCCUGUUGUCCUGGAAGAAGCACAUACUCCAUGCAGGUCAACGUCCAACUGACAGAUUCCAGUAACAGCAAUGGGGAGGCCCCCAAGUGCACCAACAGCAGCGCCGAGUCAUUCUGCACAAACAAAAGUGCAUCCAGCAUUAAAAAUUCCUCCCAGGCCUGCAAGCUAACCAAUUUGCAAGCUGAGGCAGCUCUAUGCAAGCCAAAUCCCGUGCCCAGCAACACAAUCGCACAGCUGGACAACAGCUUGACAGAGCAUUCAGUGGACAAUGAAAUCAAAAUGCACUUGUCUCCCAUUGAGGUGCAGUUCCGGCCUAAUGGGCACCCAGACAGGCACCAUAAAAACCGAACUAGAGCCCAUAGAGCUAGCAGGCUCACUGUGUUAAGAGAGUAUGCACACAAUGUUCCCACAAGUGGGGAAGGGAGCAUGCAGAACUGCUUCCCAAAGAAUCGCCAAAGCAACUAUGAUAGUCAUACAAGGAGUCGAAGAGCUGCCUACCUGGCUGCAUACAGAGAACGACAUCAAAGUCAGUACCAAGAAGACAGCAGUGAUGCUAGCAGAACAUUGCCCAAAUACAGCAGAAGUACAGACAGGGGGGGAGGUGGUGGCAGAUGUGGAAAAGGUGGAAUCUCCAGCAACAAGGACAGCUUAAAACAAACGAUUAUGGUUGAACUUGACAGCCAGCAAAAGUCAUAUGGCCUAAACCUGGCCAGUCAGAAUGGACUGCUAAAAGACAGUGGGCAGGAUGUGCCAUUACUAAAUGCAGAUAACACUGGCAAUACAAGGACUGGAUUAUGGAAACAUGAAACUACUGUGUAGUGACCAUGCCAUUUUAAUUAUGAACCCACGCCACUGAACUGAGAGACAUUCCUUUAAGCUAUGGACACUGUCUUGUUUUUAAAGUGUUGCAGUUAUUUUAAACCAGUAAAGACUACAGAAUAAUUUGAUUUGUGAAGCAGUCAAAAGGAAAAAAAAGCAAAAGAAAAUAAAGUAUUAUACAUUGUCCAUCUCCCACAUGAUUAAGAUGACACAUUUUAUUACAGUUUUGUAAAUUGUUUAUCCUUUUUGUCCUGUUUUGAUAUGCAGUGCUUGAAUUUUGUAUGUUAAGCUGUAUGACUUGUGGUGUUGCCCCUUGAACUUACCAUGGGCAAUCCAUUUUUUUUUUUUUAAACAGAAUAAAAGGAAUGUGUACAAAA
Molecule: messenger RNA, 5097 nt
Organism: Acipenser ruthenus (sterlet)
Lineage: Eukaryota; Metazoa; Chordata; Actinopteri; Acipenseriformes; Acipenseridae
Product: adhesion G protein-coupled receptor A3-like
Exons: 19
Coding region: 758-4720 (1320 amino acids)
Biological process (GO): cell surface receptor signaling pathway; G protein-coupled receptor signaling pathway
Cellular component (GO): external side of plasma membrane; plasma membrane
Molecular function (GO): G protein-coupled receptor activity; protein binding
Source: RefSeq, a predicted model, not a curated record